Sinocyclocheilus rhinocerous is the source of this 1466-nucleotide messenger RNA. Its product is annotated as potassium voltage-gated channel subfamily KQT member 1-like. The coding region runs from base 9 to 1454 and encodes 481 amino acids. Lineage: Eukaryota; Metazoa; Chordata; Actinopteri; Cypriniformes; Cyprinidae. Gene Ontology annotation, biological process: potassium ion transmembrane transport. The record is from RefSeq and is a predicted model, not a curated record. Gene Ontology annotation, molecular function: voltage-gated potassium channel activity. Gene Ontology annotation, cellular component: voltage-gated potassium channel complex; membrane. The transcript is spliced from 11 exons.
GGAGAUUAAUGGCUUUGGAGCAGUCAACUCCGCUGAAACAAAUCCCCACCAUGGGGGACAGGCUGGGCCGCACAACCCCUCUGUUAUCCCGUGGACGUACGUUCGGAUGGUCCACCUCCAGCAACAGCCUCAAACUAAAGAGCUGCGGCCACAACGGCCACGACUUCCAGCACAGCCUGGAGGAGGCAGCAGCGCCCAGCGAUUCCCUCGCCGCGGCACGCUCUCCUGUUUCCCUGGAACUGGAGCCCGUGGUGAAUAAUGGAUCAAGCACGCCCGUCGCUCCAGAUGGCCACACAAAGGAGCCACCGGCGCACAGCGAGCGCUGCCAGCCCCUCUCCAUCUCCACCGUCCCGCUUCCCGCCGCCGCCCGCUUCACGCACAGCCCUUACCACGCCAAGACUAGCAUGCAGGGCGAUUUGUACAACUUCCUAGAGAGACCCGCCGGCCUGAGGUGCUUCCUGUAUCACUUCCUCGUGUUCCUCAUGGUCCUAGUGUGCCUGAUAUUCAGCGUCCUGUCCACCAUUGAGCAGCAUGCAGACUUCGCAACAGGCUGUCUCUUCUGGAUGGUAACCGAGCUGAUCACCACACUGUACAUUGGGUUCCUGGGUCUGAUCUUCUCGUCGUAUUUUGUGUAUCUGGCGGAGAAGGACGCAGUAGACGAGGAGGGGAAGACAGAUUUUUCUAGCUAUGCUGAUGCUCUGUGGUGGGGUGUGGUUACGGUGACUACGAUAGGCUACGGAGACAAAAUCCCUCAGACGUGGAUUGGGAAGGCCAUCGCCUCCUGCUUUAGUGUGUUUGCGAUUUCCUUCUUCGCUCUGCCUGCGGGCAUUCUGGGAUCUGGUUUUGCUCUUAAAGUCCAGCAGAAACAGAGACAGAAGCAUUUUAACCGGCAGAUUCCAGCUGCAGCCUCUCUAAUACAGACACUGUGGAGGUGCUACGCUUGCGAGAAGUCUGACAGCUGUACGGCUACAUGGAAGAUGUACGUGCUGACGGGCGACUACAUCCCCAUCAUAAACUCAGAAAACUCCAGCCCGGGCAACUUCAGACGGCUGAGUAAGCGGUACAAGCGGAAGCCGAAGGUCACGCGUGAUAACGGUUCUCUGGGUCCCGGAGGAGAACGCACCCUCUCCAUCCCACAAAUCACCUACGACCACAUCGAUGAUAAAGACUUUACAGAGGAGUCCACAGACCGCCAGCGCUCAUGGUCGGCUUUCGCUCUCAGCUGUCCUUCUUCUCCAGUUAAGAAAAAACUGGAUGGCCCUGAUAUUUCACGAAACAACAGCCUGAUGGAUGAGCUGGACUUCACGGCUGACAUCCCUCUACCUUUAGUUACAGAUGCUUCACAUCUCUUAAGAAGCCCGUUUGUGGCAAAGGAGGAAGAAUCAGUCUCUACUCAGCACCUUAAUACAACCAGGACGGUCCGCUCUAUGCCACAACAAAUCUUUCAGAAAUAAAAAAAAAAAAAA